UUGUUAUUUGGUGGAUUGUGGCAGUAAAUCGGGCGAGUGGGGAACCGGGCGCAGGAACUGCCGCCGCGGCCGGGACUGGUGCUGCCCGGACUGGGGCCCACGGGGGUCAGUGGGGCGGAGGACUCGGGGGCUGACAGCGCGCACUUCACCCGCAGUUGCGACUGAGAAGAUAGCUCGUUGAGCUGGAACCCCACAGAUCACCAGUGAAAAUGAAGGCGGCGGAUGAGCCUGCCUACCUGACAGUGGGAACUGAUGUCAGUGCCAAGUACCGAGGUGCCUUCUGUGAGGCAAAAAUUAAGACUGUGAAAAGGCUGGUAAAAGUUAAGGUACUCCUGAAACAGGAUAAUACUACACAAUUGGUGCAAGAUGACCAAGUAAAGGGUCCCUUAAGAGUUGGAGCCAUUGUUGAAACAAGGACAUCUGAUGGAUCCUUUCAGGAAGCUGUUAUCAGCAAGCUGACAGAUGCUAGUUGGUAUACUGUGGUGUUUGAUGAUGGUGAUGAGAGAACAUUGAGACGUACCUCACUAUGCUUAAAAGGAGAGAGACAUUUUGCUGAGAGUGAGACUCUUGACCAGCUUCCAUUAACAAAUCCAGAGCAUUUUGGAACUCCAGUAAUUGCAAAGAAGACGAACAGAGGAAGGAGGUCCUCUCUGCCUGUUAACGAAGAUGAAAAAGAAGAAGAAAGUAGUGAAGAGGAAGAUGAAGAUAAGCGACGUCUCAAUGAUGAAUUAUUAGGAAAAGUUGUAAGUGUGAUAUCUACAUCUGAGAAGAGUGAAUGGUAUCCUGCUUUGGUAGUAUCUCCCAGUUGUAAUGAUGAUAUCACAGUGAAAAAAGACCAAUGUUUAAUUCGGUCAUUUAUCGAUUCUAAAUUUUAUUCUAUAGCAAGAAAGGAUAUCAAGGAAGUAGACAUUCUCAAUCUACCUGAAUCUGAGCUCUCUGCUAAACCAGGGCUGCAGAAAGCAAGCAUCUUCUUAAAAACUAGAGUUGUUCCUGAUAAUUGGAAAAUGGAUAUAAGUGAAAUCCUUGAGUCAUCCAGUAGUGAUGAUGAAGUUGGCCCUGCUGAAGAAAAUGAUGAAGAGAAGGAAAAGGAGGCCAAAAAGGAAGAAGAAGAGAUGCCUGAGGAAGAACCUGAUCCUGAAGAGAGGGACAGCUUCCUUCAACAGCUUUAUAAGUUUAUGGAAGACAGAGGUACUCCAAUCAACAAACCACCUGUUUUGGGCUAUAAAGAUCUCAAUCUCUUCAAACUCUUCAGACUGGUUUAUCAUCAAGGUGGAUGUGACAAGAUUGAUAGUGGUGCUGUAUGGAAGCAAAUUUAUAUGGACCUUGGCAUUCCUAUUUUGAAUUCAGCUGCUUCCUACAAUGUAAAAACUGCUUAUAGAAAGUAUCUCUAUGGUUUUGAGGAGUACUGCCGUUCUGCAAAUAUUCAGUUCAGAACUAUUCACCACCAUGAACCAAAAGUAAAAGAGGAAAAAAAAGACUUAGAAGAAUCCAUGGAAGAGGCUUCAAAAGUAGAUCAAGAAAUGCCUUUAGUAGAAGUGAAGAGUGAACCUGAGGAAAAUAUUGAUUCAAACAGUGAAAGUGAAAGAGAAGAAACAGAAUUAAAAUCUCCAAGGGGACGAAGGAGAAUUGCUCGAGAUGCAAAUUCUAUUAAAAAGGAAAUUGAAGAAGAGAAAACAGAAGACAAAUUAAAAGAUAAUGAUACAGAAAAUAAGGAUGUAGAUGAUGACUAUGAAACUGCAGAGAAAAAAGAAAAUGAGUUACUACUGGGGAGAAAAAAUACACCAAAGCAAAAGGAGAAGAAAAUUAAAAAGCAGGAGGAUUCUGACAAAGACUCAGAGGAAGAGGAAGAGAAGAGCCAAGAGAGGGAAGAAACUGAAAGCAAAUGUGACUCUGAAGGGGAGGAAGAUGAGGAAGACACAGAACCUUGCCUAACAGGAACCAAAGUGAAAGUAAAAUAUGGACGAGGGAAAACGCAGAAAAUAUAUGAAGCCAGUAUUAAAGGCACUGAAAUUGAUGAUGGAGAAGUUUUAUACUUGGUACAUUACUAUGGAUGGAAUGUCAGGUAUGAUGAAUGGGUGAAGGCUGACAGGAUAAUCUGGCCGUUGGACAAAGGUGGACCAAAGAAAAAACAGAAGAAAAAAGCUAAAAACAAAGAAGACAGUGAAAAGGAUGAAAAGAGGGAUGAGGAGAGGCAGAAGUCAAAACGGGGACGACCUCCUUUAAAAUCUACUCUUUCAUCAAACAUGCCAUAUGGUUUGUCUAAGACUCCAAACAGCGAUGGAAAAUCAGACUCCUGUUCAUCUGAUAGUGAAACAGAAGACCUUUUAGAAAAGAAUUUGAUGAAUGAAGAACUUUCUCCUGAUAUUAAAGAAGAAUUAGAAAAAAAUGAAAGUUUAAGUGAUGAUAAACUAGAUGAAGAAAAUCCAAAGACUGCUGCACAUAUAUUAAAAGAAAAUGAUAGGACUCAAAUGCAGCCUUUAGAAACCUUGAAGUUAGAAGUUGGAGAGAAUGAACAAAUGGUACAGAUUUUUGGAAAUAAAGUGGAACAAGUAGAAGAAGUUAAGAAAGAGGCAGAAAAAUCUCCUAAAGGAAAGGGAAGACGGAGCAAGACAAAAGAUCUUUCUUUAGAAAUUAUAAAGAUUUCAUCAUUUAGCCAGGAUGAAGCAGGAUCUGAACCUCAUACAGAAGCUCAGAGUAUAGAAUUUUCUUCAUUAGACAGUAAAAACUUUUCUUCUGCUACAGAAGAUGAAAUUGACCAAUGUGCAAAAGAAAAAAAGUUGAAACGGAAAAUACUGGGACAGUCAUCACCAGAGAAAAAAGUAAGAAUUGAGAAUGGAAUGGAAAUGACAAAUAGCAUUUCUCAAGAAAGGACUGGUGAUUGUGUUACAUCUGACGGAAUGAAAAACUUAAAUUUUGAACAACACUUUGAAAUAGAAAAUGAGGGAAUGCCAUCAUUAAUAGCAGAGCCAAACCAAUGCAUUCAAGAAUUGACUAAAGAAAAAUUUGAUAGUCCAGCUGAAGAAACUAUAAAUACUCCUCUAAAAGAAGAAGAGGAUGCAAUGCCUCUGAUUGGGCCGGAAACCUUGGUUUGCCAUGAAGUAGAUUUGGAUGAUUUGGAUGAAAAGGAUAAGACCAGUACUGAGGAUGUAGUAGUUGAAAGCUCUGAAUCUAACUCUCUUGUUUCUAUUCCACCUGCCCUACCUCCUGCAGUACAACAUAACUUUUCAGUAGCUUCACCACUUACUCUCAGCCAAGAUGAGUCUCGAAGUAUAAAAAGUGAGAGUGACAUAACCAUUGAGGUCGAUAGUAUUGCUGAAGAAUCUCAAGAAGGUCUCUGUGAGAGGGAAUCAGCAAAUGGAUUUGAAGCCAGCGUUGCCUCUGGUACCUGUAGUAUAAUUGUUCAAGAAAGAGAGAGCAGAGAGAAGGGUCAGAAAAGGCCAAGUGAUGGAACUAGUGGAUUAUUGGCAAAAAAGCAGAAGCGAACCCCAAAGCGAACAAGUGCUGUGGCCAAAAAUGAAAAGAAUGGAGCAGGACAAAGCAGUGAUAGUGAAGAUCUUCCUGUCCUAGACAAUUCAAGUAAAUGUACCCCAGUAAAGCAUCUUAGUGUAUCUAAGCCCCAGAAGCUUGCACGAUCUCCUGCAAGAUUAUCCCCUCACAUCAAAGAUGGAGAAAAAGAUAAACAGAAAGAAAAACAUCCGAAUUCAUCUCCUCGGACAUAUAAGUGGAGUUUUCAACUCAAUGAAUUAGAUAACAUGAACAGUACGGAGAGAAUCUCUUUUCUCCAAGAAAAACUACAGGAAAUCAGGAAGUAUUACAUGUCUUUGAAGUCUGAAGUUGCAACCAUAGAUAGGAGGAGAAAAAGAUUAAAAAAGAAAGACAGAGAAGCUGGUAACCAAGCUGAUGCUCAUUCCUGGAAGGAGAUUGAAAGAUUCCUCUGGAGAAACUGGUCAGCCCAAGGGAAGUGAUCUAACAUAGAUACCAGCAUUUGGAGGUUCCUGAACCAAAAAGCAAAAUCCUUACAAAUCACUAUGUGUGCACUGCCCAACAUUUAAAAGCCGGCGGCCUCAUGUAUAGCCUCCAGUUAGCUUUUUAAUGCUCCCCCUUUAGUAUGGAAGCCACAAGACCAGAUGUUUGAGGAAAGCCUUUACAUAAAGACAGAAACCAAAAUAUUCAAUAGAAAAAAGGAACUUGGACAAUGUGCCAUAUAAAAACAAACUAUAAUUAAUAUCCAGAGUUACAGGAAAGAUAUUGCAGUCCUGAAACAAGAAUAUGAUACUAUCAAUGAAAUUCAGAGAACAUGAAGGAUCUCUUAAAAAAUUAAAAAUAUGAUAUUUGGAAUGAAAAAUAAAUAAAUAGAAGGGUAAGAUAGCAAGGCUAAAGAAAUCCCAGUAAAAGAUCAAAAAGAUAAUAGGAGAGAAUAACCAAGAGAAGUAUAGGAUCUGGCUGGGAGAUCCAACUUCUGAGUCAGGAUUUCUAGAAAGAGAACACUGAAUAAACAUAGGGGGAAGCUGUGAUCAAAGAAAUAAGAAAAACUUCCAGAACUGAAGGAGAUGGGUUAGAAAAUUGAAAGGACUCCCUGCGACUUCUAUAAAGAAUGGAGGAAAAAAAUCACACCAAAGCACAUUAUGAAAUUUCAGAACCCUGUGGAUAGAGGUAAGGUUCCAAAAGCUUACCAUAUAAAGGUAUAUACAAAAAACUGGGUCUCAGAACAGCAUCAGAUUUCUCACGUCAGAUUUCUCAAUGGUGACACUAAAAACUAGAAGCCAAGCUAUUAAGAUAACAUGACAUCCAGCAAACAAGGAAUCCCACAUAGGAAAACAGUAAGGAAAACCUCAAGGUGAUGGCACAUGGAAGCCCUAGAAUGAUCACUGCAUAACAGGCCUACAAAGCAACUAUUUCAGGAAUAGGAUGGAACAGGAGGGGAGGGCUCUAGGAGGGAUGUCCCUUUAAGAAAAAACCAGUAAAUUAUCUGAUAGGCUUGCCCAUCUUGAGAGAAGUUUUCUAUCUAUGGCAGAGAGUUAGGGGAUGAAUUACUAAUAAAAUGGCCUGUGUCAUAUGUGGUCUUGAAUCAUUCUACUCCAAGUCCAGCAGUUUUCAAUUCCUGGAAAUAUAAUGGAGCAAAAGGAAAGAGAUCAACCUUCCAUGUUUGUUCUUUUCUUUAAAAACUAAAUAGCAAGAAGUCUUUACAGCAUUUUUAAACACAGAAGAACAAGUUAACAAAUUGAGCUUUUCUUCAGAGAACCUUCAACGGCUUUGAGUUUCCUAAAGGUCAUAUAAAUUCAGACAACUAAAAAGAUGAUUUUCUUAUAGUCUUCUUCCCUUUUUUGUUUUCUUAAUUGUUGUGUGUGUGAAGUGAGUUAUUAAAGUGAAACAUUACUUCUAGCACACAUAUUAGAAUUUGUAGUAAUGAGUUACAUGUCAUUUUGGCAGUACACACAUUGAGGGAUGUAUACUUAAACAAAAAUUAAGACUUUAAGUAAAAUAGGAAUAAUUGGGCAAAGAUUAGCAGGAGAUAGGAGGGCCCUGCAAAGAAAAAAGUAAAAACUAAAAAAUGACAGAGCACCUGAUGCAUAGAGGAAUGAUCUUUAAUCCAUGCUCCAUGCUCCUGGAGAGUUUUGUUAAAGUCAUUUGAAGACUUUUUCUAAUCACCCACCCACAUUUCCAUCCUGAUCCCAUGAUUCUGAUACCUGACUUACUACUUCUUGCUUAUGAGAGUUUUGUGUCCAUCGGGUAUAUCGGGACAGGAUAAAGAUAGGAAGCCAAUGGUUAGCUGGUUAAAAGAAAUUCUCUAGGAUAAGUGAAUCCUUUUAUGGUCCUAUAACCCAGAGAUAAAGCAGGAAUUUGCUAUAGUGAAAAUUUAUCUCAGGUUGAUCUCGUUUCUGAUUUGGGACAAGGUGAGUUUCUUUCAGAGAUCUUUCAAGUAGGGAUUCAAGAUUUUAUAUCUCUUUAGUCUUUACAUUUUCUGGUGCCUUUUUUGAACUGAGUUACUUAAGUGAUGAGAAACUGACUCCACUCAAUUGAACCAAACAAAAUUUUUGCUGACAAAAUGUUGUUAUUCCUUCAUGCACCAUUUAAGAGGACUAUAAUUGAAGUGAAUAAUGUUAAGAAAUUUAUUUCUAAUUUGCCGGUGGCUGGGUAUCUUUGUGUGAUAGUUUUCGGGUCUAAUGUAGCUUUUUUGAUUCUACAGUGUCUCAUGCAGGAGCUUCCAUGUCAUCUGCUUCAUCAGACACUGGAAUGAGUCCUUCCUCAUCAUCUCCCCCACAGAA
Messenger RNA from Physeter macrocephalus (sperm whale), 6266 nucleotides. RefSeq names its product AT-rich interaction domain 4A (gene ARID4A). Lineage: Eukaryota; Metazoa; Chordata; Mammalia; Artiodactyla; Physeteridae. Gene Ontology annotation, biological process: regulation of transcription by RNA polymerase II. Gene Ontology annotation, molecular function: transcription cis-regulatory region binding. The transcript is spliced from 24 exons. Gene Ontology annotation, cellular component: nucleus. The record is from RefSeq and is a predicted model, not a curated record. The coding region runs from base 210 to 3965 and encodes 1251 amino acids.